AUGGGGGUCGCCAAGGGGGCAGUGGCGACGGUGUCGGCGAACGAGUGCGACUUCAUUCUCGCGGCGGUGCGCGACGAGCUGCGCGUCGAUGGCCGCAAGCCCUUCGAUUACCGCUCCUGGGACAGCUCUACUUGCGAUGGCACGUUCUCCUCCACGAAACCUGCUUCAUGCCUCUUGCUGGCUCCUCCGCCCCGCAUUCCGCCCCGCGCGCCUGCUUCCUCGUCACCUGUCCCGUACACGCCUUUUCCCAAUCCGUCAAUGUUGAAUCUCUUCCCCCAAGCCCUCUUCCCCCAAACCCUCUUCCCCCAAACCCACUUCCCCCGAACCUUCUUCCCCCAAAACCUCUUCCCCAAACCCUCUUCCCCCAAACCCUCUUCCCCCAAACCCCCUUCCCCCAAACCCUCUUCCCCCAAACCCUCUUCCCCCAAACCCUCUUCCCCCAAACCCUCUUCCCCCAAACCCUCUUCCCCCAAACCCUCUUCCCCCAAACCCUCUUCCCCCAAACCCUCUAUCCCCAAACCCUCUAUCCAAUUUUCUGAUGCAGGUCGCAUCAGGGUUGAUGGCACAGCAGAGGUACGGGUAGACACCACCUGCAUUCUUGCACGGACGACGGCACAGCAGAGGAACAGCUGGGCAGUACACGCGUCCUCGCCUCCGUGUCAGUCAGCCACUUUCACGCUGCCCUUCCCCUCGUCUCUCUAUCCUGCUCCUCUCAUCAUCCCCCAUGCCCCAUUUACCAGGGAUGACGGCACAGCAGAGGUGCAGCUGGGCAGCACGCGCGUCCUGGCGUCAGUCUCAGCAGCGCUCACGCUGCCCUUCCCCGACCGCCCCAACGAAGGCUCCCUGGCCGUCUUCACAGAGCUCGCCCCCAUGGCUGACCCGCGUUUUGUGCCUGGGCGGCCGGGGGAGGAUGCGAUUGAAUUGGGGCGCAUCAUUGACCGCGGGCUCAGGGAGAGCCAUGCAGUGGACACGGAGUCGCUGUGUGUGGUGGCGGGGAGGGCAGCAUGGGCGCUCAGACUGGAUAUCCGAGUCAUGGACAAUGAUGGCAACCUGGUGGAUGCGUGCUGUCUAGCAGCAGUGGCAGCGCUGCUGGCGUUCCGCCGGCCAGAAGUGACAGUGGGGGGGGACGAUGGCAUGCAAGUGGUGGUGCACUCAGUGGAGGAGCGCGACCCCAUACCCCUCACAGUGCACAACCUGCCCCUUGCUGUCACCUUUGCAUACUUCAACGAUGGCAAUGACGUGGUCAUGGAUCCCAGCUACAAGGAGGAGGCAGCCCAGGCGGGGCGCUGCACAGUGCUGGUGAAUGCGGUGGGGGGUGUGUGCAAUGCGCACUCUGGCAGGGGCGUGGCCACACAACCCCUGUGCCUCCAACCACCCACCUCCAACUCCCACCAUCCCAUGCCAGGUCAUGGACCUGAGCUUCAAUCGGGGCGCUGCAUAGUGCUGGUGAAUGCGGUGGGGGAUGUGUGCAGCAUGCAGAUCUACAAGGAGGAGGCAGCCCAGGCGGGGAGGUGCACAGUGCUGGUGAAUGUGGUGGGGGACGUGUGCAGCGUGCAGAAGGGCGGGGGUGUCGGGGUGUCACUCCCCCAGCUCAUGCGCUGCUGCCGUGUCGCUGCCUCUGUGGCCCAACACAUGAUCAAAACGCUCACUGAUAAGGUGGCAGCACUGGCAGCAGAGCGGCAGCGGAGGAAAGUGAAGCGACAUGCCUCCCCUGCUGCCGGUGCAGCAGCACCAGUGGGAUUGGACACAGUGGCAGGGGGCGCAGAGGGGGCAGGGGGGCUGAAGGGGGGUGUGAUUGGUGCGGCGGAGAUUGCUGCCGUGCAGAGGAAAGGAGGGGGCGUGCGGGCAGGGCAGGCAGGUGGUGAUGGUGAUGGUGGGAGGGUGAAGGAAGAGCACAUGGAGGACGAUGAAGGGGAGGAGGGGGAGGAAGGGGAGGAGGAAUCAAGUGAUGGGGAGGAUGGUGAGGACGAAGAGGAAGAGGGUGAGGGGGAUGGGGGGAGAGGGGGAGCAGCAGGAGGGGGUGUGGAUGCACUCUUCGAAGGAGGGGUGUCAUCGUGGUUGCAAGAGGAGCGUGACGACAAGAAGAGCAACAAGGGAGCAACAGCAGCCCGCCUGGGAUCGGAACUAGACGCCAUCGCCGACCUGCUGCCAUCCACUGCCGCCCCUCCUGCCCCUGCCUCCAAGGCCUCUGCCGCCCGGGCCGUGCCAGCUGCUGGGAAAGGUGAAGGGGAUUUGCCAGCGGCAGCGGCAGCGGGAGGUGCAGGGAGCAGGGUGAAGGAGGAGUCUCUCACACUGGCUGAUGCCGUGAAGAAGCCGAAGAAGAAAAAGAAGAGCAAGGCAGAGCAUUGA
Molecule: messenger RNA, 2349 nt
Organism: Closterium sp. Naga37s-1
Lineage: Eukaryota; Viridiplantae; Streptophyta; Zygnematophyceae; Desmidiales; Closteriaceae
Source: the annotation of a GenBank genome assembly